AGCGGGUCAAAACGAGCAAACCACAAAUCGCAUCCCCCAAAGGAAGGAAGGACAGUAUCGUCCUUGUAUAUUUGACUGUGUCCAGUACAUCUGCCUCAGUGCAUACGCGGCCUCCUGUGCUCGAUCGCCAUCGGUAUUCUUAAUCUCUGAUCGGUACCAGUCUUCCGAGCAACAAGUCGAUCGCGUCUUUCAUCUAUACAAAUCAACAUGGCUAGCAAGUUGACGCUCUACAAGCUGGUGGUCUUGGGUGAUGGUGGUGUCGGAAAGACUGCUCUUACCAUUCAACUCUGCUUAAAUCACUUCGUUGAGACCUACGAUCCGACUAUCGAAGACUCAUAUCGCAAGCAGGUCGUCAUCGAUGACCAGAGCUGCAUGUUGGAGGUUUUGGACACUGCGGGACAGGAAGAAUAUACAGCUUUGCGGGAUCAGUGGAUCAGGGAUGGUGAAGGAUUCCUUCUCGUCUACUCUAUCACAUCUCGACCAACCUUCGACCGUCUGGCUCGCUUCCACUCACAGCUUACGCGCGUAAAAGACACCCCGCAAUCUCUCCCGCCACCAUGCAUGCUCGUCGGUAACAAGGCCGACAGACAUCAGGAGCGUGAGGUCAGUGCGCAGGAAGGUCAGGCACUUGCCAGGGAGCUCGGCGCGCAGUGGAUCGAGACGAGUGCGAAGGACUGUGUUAACGUGGAGAGGGCGUUCUACGAAGUCGUGAGGGCGAUCAGAAGAGGAAGGGGUGACAUGCCCGGGGGCCGGGCGGCUGGUGGACGCGGAAAUGGCGGUCAGACCACGGGCGCGAAGAAGCAAAAGAAGAAGUGCAUCAUCAUGUGAGCGACGCAAGCAGAGCUAGCAUAUUUGGUAUGGGCUGUGGCUGCAAGGCUUAUGCAGCGGACAAUAUACAGGUUUGUGGGUCGGUUUCUUUGUGAUACGUACAGGCGAUAGAUGCCGUGGAAAGGGCAGGGUAUGUUCAGCGAUAGGUUUUCGUUUUUCUUGUUUGGUUAUGUUUGCAGCAUCUGUUCUUCGUCUGUUUGGGUCUCAAUAGAAAGUAAUAUUUGUCAAUACGUAUGCGUGGGAGGUCACCACCUUAGUGAAAGUUUGUUACACGGUAUCAUGUAUUGUAUCGAGCAAGGGACCUUCUAGAUCUAGCAAUAAGG
Messenger RNA from Saitoella complicata NRRL Y-17804, 1151 nucleotides. RefSeq names its product small G-protein Ras2. Gene Ontology annotation, cellular component: plasma membrane. Gene Ontology annotation, molecular function: GDP binding; GTPase activity; GTP binding. The transcript has 4 exons. Bases 208 to 828 code for a protein of 206 amino acids. The record is from RefSeq and is a predicted model, not a curated record. Gene Ontology annotation, biological process: signal transduction. NCBI's taxonomy places the organism in Eukaryota, Fungi, Ascomycota, Saitoellomycetes, Saitoellales, Saitoellaceae.